AUGAGACUUAUACGAACUACUUUGGCCGUUUUGGUAGCCAUAACAGACGCCCUGGUCUGGGAAGAUGGAACUGGAAAGCUACCUGCCAUGGGGUGGAACUCAUGGAACACUUAUGAAUGCAACAUCAGCGCUACGCUUUUCCUCGAUCAAGCUCAAGCCAUGAUUGACCAUGGAUUCCUGGAUAGUGGCUACAAUUACGUGAACCUCGACGAUUGCUGGUCUCUCGUUACCGGCCGCGACAAGGUGACCAAACAGCUGGUUCCAGAUCUUGACAAGUUCCCAGAUGGGAUUUCAGGUCUGGCAGAUCAAAUUCAUGAUAUGGGCUUCAAGAUCGGAAUCUACAGCAGCGCAGGAACGGAGACCUGCGCAGGAUACCCUGCUAGCAUCGGAUACGAGAGCAUCGACGCAGCAUCUUGGGCGGCCUGGGGCAUUGAUUACCUCAAGUACGAUAACUGCAAUGUACCGGCCGACUGGACAGACGAGUGUCCAGCCUGUGUCGCCAGCAUGGCUUAUCCCCAGCUCUACGGCAACGGGACGUGUCCUUCUGAAGACGAUACAUGUCCCUCCGGCUAUAACUACACAGCGUCCAAAACGGCCGAGAGAUACCGGGUCAUGCGCGACGCCCUCACAGCCCAGAAUCGCACGAUCCAAUACAGUAUUUGUGUAUGGGGCUAUCAAGGGGUAGAAGAGUGGGGAAACCAGACAGGUAACUCUUGGAGAAUCAGUACCGAUAUCGAAGCGAGAUGGUCCUAUAUCACUUCUAUCCUCAACAUGAACACCUUCCAGAUGGACCGAGUUGAUUUCUGGGGCCACAACGACGCAGAUAUGCUUGAAGUCGGUAACCUUGGACUCACUUACGCAGAGGCUCGCUCACACUUUGCGUUCUGGGCUGCCAUGAAGAGUCCUCUGAUUAUGAGCGCAGACCUCACGACCAUGUCCAAGGAAUACAUCGACGUGCUGAAGAAUGAGUACCUGAUCGCCUUCAAUCAAGACGACGUGUAUGGGGCGGCUGCAAAGCCAUACAAAUGGGGGUAUCUGCCGGAUUACACCUGGAACGAGACAUACCCGGCCCAAUACUGGGCUGGCGAGAGCAAACAAGGCACACUCGUCCUCAUGCUUAACACGCUAGAUGUUACCAAGGAUAUGACGGUUGACUUCAGCGAGGUGCCGUAUCUCGAGGCCAACGGAACCUAUCAUAUUCUUGAUGCUUGGUCGGGGGAUUGUCUCGGUUCAUUUACCAACAGCGCCACGGUCCCUGUUGCCUCACACGACACAGCUGUGUUGGUGUUUCAAUACUGUGGCAAAUUUUUAUUAUAA
Molecule: messenger RNA, 1317 nt
Organism: Cryphonectria parasitica EP155
Lineage: Eukaryota; Fungi; Ascomycota; Sordariomycetes; Diaporthales; Cryphonectriaceae
Product: family 27 glycoside hydrolase
Exons: 4
Coding region: 1-1317 (438 amino acids)
Biological process (GO): carbohydrate metabolic process
Molecular function (GO): hydrolase activity, hydrolyzing O-glycosyl compounds
Source: RefSeq, a predicted model, not a curated record